This is a messenger RNA of Histoplasma capsulatum G186AR, 1797 nucleotides long. RefSeq lists its product as uncharacterized. Bases 1 to 1797 code for a protein of 598 amino acids. The record is from RefSeq and is a predicted model, not a curated record. Gene Ontology annotation, molecular function: iron ion binding; heme binding; oxidoreductase activity, acting on paired donors, with incorporation or reduction of molecular oxygen. Lineage: Eukaryota; Fungi; Ascomycota; Eurotiomycetes; Onygenales; Ajellomycetaceae. The transcript has 3 exons.
AUGGCCUUACUAACGGCGGGCUUGGUACCUGCGAAAUGGCUUGCAGCAGAUUUUAUUCAUCAACUCAGCUACUUGCAGUUAGCAUGUCUGGUUAAUACGGCAGGUGUUGUGCUUCUUUCGAUUUACUGCUGGUUUUCCGCUGCCAAAUACCCAGGCAUACCACGAGUCCGCGAUGGUAUGAAGGCUCGAUUUAGUCUUAAGACUCGCUUAUCAUAUUUUACGAAUUGUGAGGGGUUGUAUAAAGAGGCAUAUGAGACUUACCUGAAAAAAGGCCAGCCAUGCCUCGUCCCAGGCCUCGGAUUGCGGACUGAAAUUCUCCUACCAAAGGGCACCCUGCGGUGGCUGGUAACCCAACCAGACAAAGUCCUAAACAUGCAGGAGGCAUUUCGUGAGGUGGAUCAGAUCGACUGGGCAGCCGACCACCACAAGUACGUCACCGAUCCAUGGCUGGCUAUGAUCCUCAAUCGCGAUGUGAAUCGCAACUUUGACAGAUAUCUGGGACCAAUGGGUAAGGAAAUGCAAAAUGCAGUUGAGAGGUGGAUUCCGAACAAGGACGAGUGGGAGGAAAUUCCACUUUGGGAUACAUUGAAACUCGUAAUUGCGCAGUUCUCGAGUCAGUUUACGGUAGGGGAACCGCUUUGCAGGGAUGAAGAAUAUCUCCGCGCCUCCUCUAAAUUCGUGGAUCUCUUCGCAACAAACGCGGGCUUGGUCCCCUUCAUACCUGUACCGCUCCGCCCUGUCCUGUGCCCGAUACUGUACCUUCCAUUCCGUUUAAACUACUGGAAGCUGGAAAGGAUUUUGAAACCGGUGAUAAAGGGGCGUUUGGAUCGCUUUUUGAAACAUCAGCACUCUGAAACGAUAAAAAGCGAGCGGCAUCACGGCAUAGACAGUGGCCAAAAUGAGCCCGAGGACUUACUCCAAUUAAUGCUUCGUUUCGCUCAAAGCGAUCGCUCUAAAGAGGAUUUACACGACCUCCACGGCCUUGCCUACCGGAUCUGCAUCAAUAACCUGGGUUCCUUCCAUCAGACAACUGCAACUGCGACAAACCUAAUCUUCAACAUCAUCGCAUCCGACAAAGAAUUCAACACAAUCGCAUUACUCCGGGAGGAGAUCGAAUCUGUGCUUCCAAGGGAAUACUACACUAUCCCAUCUCCUACUACCGAGCUAGCUGAAAACGAAGAGAAAACAGGCGGCUGGUCAAAAGCUUCCGUCGCUAAGUUGGUGUUGAUGGACAGCGUGAUGCGCGAAACGGUACGAAUGCACAGCUUUGUACAUCGCUCCGUCACGCGCUCUGUGAUGGCCGAUAAUGUCCAUUCACCCGCCAUAGAGAGCGAAGCUAGUAGCGGCGAAGCCAGCACCAUCAGCGUCCCCCUCCCCAAGGGAGCGAUGGUUUCCAUCCUCUCGCGCGGCAGUUACUGCGAUCCCGACAUCUUCGAAGACCCCAUGAAGUUUAACCCCUGGCGCUUUGCGCAGCCGAAACGAGACCAUCAUAGUGAGCAAUCUAACGGCAUAGGAGCAACGCCCCCAAGGCCAACUUUCACCGUGACAUCCGCCAAUAAUCUUUUUUUCGGCCACGGCCGGCACGCAUGUCCAGGCCGCUUUGUCGCAGAUGCUGAGACGAAAAUGCUCUUGGCGUGCUUGCUCAUGAAUUAUGAUAUAGACCUGGUGCCUGUGCCAGGACCUGAUGGGAAGGGGGAAGUGGCAGUGCGUCCUAAAAGCCCUUGGGUGUUGGAGGUCAUCAUACCGCCGAUAGGAGGGAGGAUUAGGACGAAGAGAAGAGCAUGUGAAAGGGUAUGA